CGGUCCCGUUCAUUGAUCGCCGCUUCCCCCACCUCCAAGCCGCCGAGGCAUGUGCGCCCCUCUGCGCCUCCUAGCGAGCCUAGCCGCCGCCGGGGUAGUUCACAGAUUACCCUGUACUAUACGGGCGUUACUUCGUUUCGUUUAACGGCAACGCAUCAAACACACACAACAACCGUGAAUGUAAACAUAUUGUUCGUUCCAUCAACUUUGUGCCAAUCUCUUUACCGAAGAGAUCCGUACCUGAUUUUGCCUUGUGCAGUGUUUUUUAUGUGAACUGUUUCCUAUAAAGCCAUCAAACUGUGGGGUGCAGGCGCUUUUUUCCUUCCUCAUCAAGGAAUGUACUAUCCGCACAUGGUGCAGACGGGCAUGACGACGCCCUUCGGCGCCGCAACGCCAGCCGGUUUUCCGCAACAAAACGGCGAGGUUAAACCGGAGGAGAAUAAACCGGCGGUGCCGCUGCUCCCGCCUCCAGCAGGUGCGGCAACGGCGGGCGCUGGGCCACCUUUUAGUCCGCCGCCGCCUCAGCCGCCAGCUCAGGCCGAGCCUACCAACAACGGACUCGUCGGCAGUCCAGCAUUAGCACACACGACCCAACAAGCAUUUAAAUGCGAUUCCCAGCAACAGCAACAGGCGGCAACGCCACAAGAAGGCGAGAACGGCGUAGCGGCACCGCAGCCACCGACGUCGGAAGCGUCGACGGACGCCGCGGCGGCAGCAGCGAACGCAGCUGCACUCAACGACCCAGUGAAAAACCCCCCUAAGCGACUGCACGUUUCGAACAUUCCGUUCAGAUUUAGAGAUCCCGAUCUUAGAGCGAUGUUUGGGCAAUUUGGAGCCAUUUUAGACGUAGAAAUAAUAUUUAAUGAAAGAGGAUCUAAGGGGUUCGGUUUUGUAACAUUCGCAAAUAGUGCUGAUGCGGAGCGCGCACGAGACCGACUACACGGCACCGUGGUUGAGGGAAGAAAAAUAGAGGUUAAUAACGCUACAGCUAGAGUACAGACUAAAAAACCACCAACGCUUCCAGCAGUUCCAGUUCUGCAAUGGACCGACGCGACGAUAAGAGCUGGGGUUGCAGCUUUACAGCGUGGCAGGGCGCGCGCCGCCUAUCCGGCGACGGCCGCCGCUGCAGCUGCUUUUGCGCGCCACCCCACGCCGUUGGCGGGCGCCCUUCAAGGCUACACGCCCAUGAUGAACACGCUGCAGGUAGACGGCGGUCUCUAUUACGAUCCCUUCCUUGCGCAUGCGGCUGCUGAUCCAAAUUACAGGCUACAGGCCGCCGCCGCAGCCACUCCCCUACUAAAAACGCCUCUGUCGACUGCCCAACAGGCGAGCUACGCGGCCGCCGCUACCUACACGGCGGUGGCAGCGCGAUACAACGCCGCAGCUGCAGCGCAACCGGUCGCCGGCUACGCGGCCGUCGCAGCUGGAUACGGCAGGGAAUACACCGACCCUUACUUGGGACAUGGCAUCGGCCCUAUGGCCGGAUAUGGGGCCGCAGUGUAUCGUAGUGGUUACAACCGCUUCACACCCUACUGAACAUAUCGGCAGCUCCGUAAGGCCUACAAAGAAGAGAAUGAACAAAAAACAAUACUCAAAACUACUAUCGUUAUUUGUCUUGUGUACGUAGCACAAUACAGCACAAAUAAGAGCCAAAGAGCUGUUAACUCACUAACAUAAGCCCUUGUGAUAGCCCAUCUUUCUCUCUAACCCAGCUCUCUACUUACCGAUUAGUUAAGUCUAUUUAUAGUUCAAGUAAGGUAAAACAUUUAAAUUAAAAGUUUCCAUUCACUUAUACCGUGGCAGUUUCGUUUAAAAUUACGUUGAAAAUGCAAACAUGGCGAUAUUUGAAUGGUUCCUUGAUUUGUAGCGCUAGAUUAGUGAGUUAAUUUUAACGUAAUUUUAAACGGAAGCUCUCUGUCGAGGGAAUUAGCCAGUGGCGUCGGGAAAGUACGGGCUAAACGACCAAAUAGUAAAAUAGGCUAUUGUUAAUGGACAGUAAAAGUUUCGGAAGCUUAUCGUACGAGCUUAAUCAGUUAAGUAGCUUAGUUAUCUCCGGACAUUUUUCCACGCCCCUGGCUACUGACCAAUGGACCACACAAGAAUAGGGUUACUUAACUAACUAAAAAAAGCGCAUAAAUAUUGUGAGAUAGUUGAUAGUUAAUUCUUUUAACAAGUUUAGUGUUACGUACUCUCUUUCUCUCUUUUAUUUUUACUUUUAAAUAUUAGUUGUAUUUGUCGGUCUCUGAAUUAUUCGAUACUAUUCCGGUGAUUUUAUGGCCAAUAUUAUUUAGCGGAUUAACUAAUUAAGAAAGCUUAAUUUGUAUAUAAUUUUGAUUUUUUUUUAUUUGAAAAUCGAUUAUAUUUUGAUGUAAAUUAUUAAGUAAAUGCACAAUUAGACGAUUAAGUUUCAUUUUUUUUUAUAAAUUGUAUAUAACACAUACUUGUUUUAAAACAGACAUCACAAAAAGGCAUUGACUAUGGAAUACUUAAGAGACUCGAUGACUAAAUGAUAAUGUAGCUUGUAAUUCUUAGUUUUUAAGGUUUAUAAUUAUUUGACUGGUAGGAGUUAUAUUAUACGUAUUACGUACGUUCUAUGUAAAAUAAUCUCUAUGUUUAGGUCUGAUGAUUAAUUUAUAAGAUUGAUAUUAUUAUUAUUUUUUCUAUUAAGUAUAAGUGCAAUGGAAACGUGCAGUACAUUUUCUUUCUAUUUGAAUUUGAGAUGUUGAAUCCAUUCAUGGUAUAUAGAACUUAAAUAUUAAAUUGAUCUCUGAUUUCAAGGUAAGUUAAUUAUAAGGCAUCCCAUUUUUUUUAACCAUUAAAUAUUAAUAAGUAUCAAAUACAUGUAGGUAUUUCAUGAGUGGAUGAACAAUAACAAGUUUUUCAGUGUUUUUGAGAGAUAAAAUCUGAUAAACUUGUUAUGCAACGAAGAACAAAAACGGGCAAUUUGGUGGUGAUUUUUUCUUCUUUAAAUUUUUUUGUUACUUUUAAAUAGAUAGAGUACGGUACUGUAAUUUUUCCUCGUGUUAAUUGUAUUUUUCAUUUAGCGUAUAUUUUGAUACACUUGUUUUAUUAGGCGGUUAAUAUAAUCCCGCAUACAUAUCGACGAUAUUCUCUAAUUAGCUCUCUAGAUAUGUACAGUUUCAAUCAAAUCCAUUUUUUUAUAUUUGUGUAUUUUUAGGAUGUAUUUUCAUUCUUACUUGAUGCUCUCUAUUUUUUUUUUAAUUUUAUAUACUAACUUUACAAACGGUAAUACUCGAAGUAAAUCUCUAUUCACAUGUAUUUUUAUACACGCACACAGAAAAAGACAUUUUUUCGUUUAACACGGUGAAAAUAUAUCCUAUAAUUUAAAGCCAAUAUGUCUAGUCUAUGUAAAUAUCUCGACGUACAAACUCAUUUUCUUUGAAUAAUUAACUAAUUUUGUUUAGAUAUUUUUUAAGUUAACGGUAUCAUCGUCAUUUUAUUAACAAAUCCUUUUCAAUACCUUAAGGUUACAUAGGUAUAUUUGAAACAAGUACGAAAGCACAAAUACAUA
Messenger RNA from Brassicogethes aeneus, 3532 nucleotides. The record is from the annotation of a GenBank genome assembly. Lineage: Eukaryota; Metazoa; Arthropoda; Insecta; Coleoptera; Nitidulidae.